AGCGUUGCCACGGGCCAUAACCACAACCGCGUGCAAUGGCAUAUUUGCUAUCUUCAUCGCACGUCUAGCGUUAGACAUUUUGAGGUUAAAUAGUUUUCACAUUGUUGGUUUUUAUAUGAAUGAUACGAUACGAAAGAACACAACUGAUUUAAAUACAAACUAAACAUAAUACACAAAAAGAAAUACACAUAACCUGCUUCAACGCUUGGCUUGGAGAGCGAAAUGGUUCGAAAGGAAGAACCCCACAUACAGUCAUAUAUUGCUUGUCGAAUUAUGAGAGUGUAUGAGUUAUCGUCCGAAAAUUUCCGCUUGGGUUAUUGGACUAGAAAUUCAAUUAGCGGAAUUUGGGGCAAGUGUGCCAUACGGGGCAAGAGUGCCACCAAACAUUUUUCCUUAAAAACUUUAGUUUAAUGAUCAAUUGUGUAUACAGUUGGUUGCUUUCCAAUGACUAAGUAUACUUAGCCGACAAUUUCAUAUAGACCAAUCGAAAUUUCCCAUUGUUUUGAACUGAUUUAUGUUGAGUUUCAAAAUUGAGCAGAAUGUUAUAAUUUUUUAAUCCAACCAAAUAAGCUCUCAAAAAUCAUGGGAACAAUCAACCGAGAAAAUAUUUACACCACCGUAUAGCUGAGAAAACGUGAAAUUUUGUGUGGGGUUAGUUGAAAAAAACUUUCUUUUUGUCACUGAAAAAUUCAAUUUCAAAAAAGUUACAACUUUUGGGGCAAAAGAGCCAUCUCUAUUUGGGGCAAGUGUGCCACCAUCUUUCAUAGGCGCGAGCUGUCAAAAAUGUAAACAUUGUUGUAGCGUUCAGCGGUAUGGUGCGCUUUUACGAGCGGAUUCUACUCCGGAAAAACAGACCAGCAACAACCCAUAUUGCGAUACAGUUUUUGAUGAAAAGGGGUUCAUUGGUGACUCAAGACAUGUAGGAAUACAUACACUAGUGGUACAAACGUAAUAAUUUCCAAUUAUCUGAGAAAUACGGUUAUUUUAACCAGGUGGCCGUCUUGCCCCAUACGAGUGGCACUUUUGCCCCGUAGCCCAAAAAACAACGUCUUUUUGGACCCUUUUUAAAACACUUCAAAAACUGUUUUGUUUGCACUUUUUUCAAGCGAAACUCAUUUAUAAGUGAGGAAUUAGAUGUAAAAUGGUUAUGAGAUUUAAACCGGCUUUUGAAAAACACGUUUUAGUGAGUUAUAACUUGAAAUGCUUAAGGUGGCACACUUGCCCCAAAUUCCGCUACAGUAGAACGUCGAUUACCCGGGCAGCUCGGGACCGGACGGUUGCCGGUUAAUCAAUUUGCACAUAAUGGUCCAAGAAAUGUCAAAUCCACAUAAAACUUAUAAAAUUCACUAAUUUUAUGAUUAAUUCACCUUUAAUCAAUCGAUUAAUCGUUAGAACAAGGCCGAAAAUACAUGGACCAGAAUUUCGCGGCCAUGGAAUUCCGCCUGUUGUCAGUCCAAAGUGAGUUGAUAGAUCAGGUGGGCUUAUCAAGUGCAAUUUGACGUAAAAACAAAAUAGGAAGAAAACCUGGUUUGAAAGUUAGAUCCAUAACAAACUGGAUGCUUUGAUGAUUUUUAUAUGGACUCACUCCUAAGGGCUUGGUACUUGUUUCGACGCAGCGUAUCGCAACGCAUUGCGUGACGAACGCUGGUAUCUGUUCGCAGCGUUCUGCAUGGAUAUGUCAACACAUUUCACAAAGAAAAACAUCAACAAACAGCAAUAAUGCCUCUUAUUUAUAGGUUCUGAUGUGAUUAUAAUGUUAAAUUACAACUGUAAAAUCAUUUCCAGUUCUGCUCAAAACAGUGCAAAGCAUGUUUUCGCUUUAUCAUUGCACAUUGCAUACUGACCCGCACACACCUGUUUUGCAGUAAUUACGAAAUUACUUUCUCUACAUUUAUUUUGUUUUGUUAAUAAAAUUAUUUAGUAGUCCAAUUACACGUCCAAUUGCGCUCGAAACAAUUUAACGUGAAAAAAUAUCGAUUUUCACCCGAUAUGAUUGAACCAUUUUGACAGACGCAUCACGACGUGCGUCGAAAUAGAAAUUUUUCUACUUUGACGCUGCGUCCCCAUACAUUUUGGCGUCCCCAUACAAAUCCCAUACAUUUUGGCAAAAUCGCAACGCAUUGCGUCGGAACAAGUACCAUAUCAAGAUAGAUAUCAAGUAGAUAUCAAGAUGAGAUCAAUCGGUGGUCUGUUGAACAGGGCCAAAGGAGAUAUGCGCAGGCACUCUGAUAAAUUCAGUAUAAAAUCAUAUUUGGUUCGGUUGGUACAUUGCUCCUUACUUGCCAGAAUUAUUGAUCUGCCAGAAAGGAUUCAAUAAUUGUUGCCUAUGUAUCAGAUUUGGCGAGAGAAAUGAUCUUUUUUGGAAUAUACUUACUUAUCCGGCGCUACAACCGCUUUGCGGUCUUGGCCUGCCUCAGGAGUGUCCGAAACCGCUCACGGUCUCGCGCCUUCGUCUGCCAGUCCGUUAUCCCGGCCUUAAUGGCGGACGCCUCCACGCCAUCUUGCCACCUCAAUUUGGGCCUACCACGCCUCCUUUUGGAAUAUAUAGUCUUCAAAUCUUCGUUUUAAUCCAUGAACAAGCCGUCAUGUUUUUUUGGCUUCUUUCUUCGUGCUAUGCCUGAGUAAAACCACAGACCAUUCCUACGAGAUAUCGUUUCAACUGCAUAGCAUACUAGUUUUUGUUAUGGAACAAACCGUCAAAUUGUGGUUCGGUAUUGGUGAGAAAGAACACCAUAAGCCCACCUGAUCAAGGUGUAUGUAUUUAGAAGAUUGAUUUUUAUCGCUUUUGAUGGGCGACAUUGUGGGAGACAUAUCCCUGCAUACAAAAUUUCACUACCCCUCACCAGCCCUCCCCGAAUUUUUCAGCAAGCGGAAUUCCGCGACCGUGAAGUUCCGGUCCGUGUAUUUUCGGCCUAAUAUUAUUUUAAUCAAUAACUAUAGGUUGAACAACUGUUCAAGAACAAAAAUCAAUUUCGAAAAUAACACUAGACACUACAGAGCUGCACAAAAAAUUGGUGGCCCACUGCAACCAAUUUGUUCGCUGUCGCUGAAAAUGUUCGCUGUACGUUUGAACAGCUGUCACAUUUAUACGCACGGUUAAGCCGCCCGCCGGUUAAUCCGCCUCCGGAUAAUCGACCUUGUACUGUAUGUUGUGUCUCAUUAUGCACGGGCAUUUUGAUCUUCAAAAAUGGUAGUCUAAAAGCUGCCAUGGUGUUUGAAAACUAAAAUGGAAAAGCUAUGAUUCAUUAGGAGCACACCUUGUUUUGAACAUAACAGGGGAUUAUUCUGUCAUAAUAAGGCGCGUUUGUUUUUAUUCUGCUUCUCAUUGUUUUGGAUAUCCCUGUCCUUGGCCUUAAUCUGCUCCUAUAAGUGUUUCUCUUUAUCAUUCCGACCUGCUGAAAAUCCAUCUGUGAAGAAACUUUUUUAAGCGAUAAGUGUUUCAACAAAACGGAAUACCUUACCGAUGUUGUAUGAGUGAAGCAUAAGCUAUAAUCGGGUGUUGUGAUGUGGUGCUAGCAAACUGACCAAAAAGAGAUGCGGGAACAUUUGUGGUGAUAUAUUUACUUCUAUGGAACCGUGUUGCUAUAUGAUUUUAUUGUCAGAUAAAGUGACUGUCUUGAUCUUGUGAGAAAUCUACAUAUUUACAGAGCACCUUUCAUUUGUUCUAAAACUUAGACGAGUUUCUAAAAACAACUGCGCGUCAAAAAUUGUCACGGAGAACUCCAGAUAUGGCAGAUGCAAACAAGAUUACUGAAUCAGACAAUGCAAAAAGCAGCAACGCAUCGUCACAAAAUCAAGAAGGAAGCUACUCUGCUGCAAUUACCAGUUCAACAUCAACUGACGCGAAUUCCCGUUCACGCGUUGUUAUAAAACCAGCAAUUUUGGCUGUGCAAAAAAAGUUGCUAGCUUCAUCCAGAUCCGAUGCAAUUCCAUCACAAUCACGUUCCAUUUCACCAAACCCUCCUAGAACACCGAAACGUUCUCCACCUUCUUUAUCCAACAGUGAUUUUUCAAACCAUGCACCAGGUCGCCGAAAACCUGCACUGCCACCCAAACCUAAAUUGAUAAAUCCAGCUGAAGCAGCUCCAUCAACCUCUUUGCCUUUUUCCGGUUUAUCACAGCAGGAAAGAAUAGAACAAAAAAUAGAUAUGGUCGUUAAAAUGCUACAAGAACUGGCUCCACAGCUAGAAAUCAUUAUGAACAAUGUGGAAAGAGACAAUUUUAAUUUGUUAUUAGAAAUGGAAGAAGAUUAAAAAAUUAAUAGUAAAUUUUGUUAGACAAACAGUUGCCAUAAGCUUAAAUAGAGGGUCACCAGCAAUUGAAAUGGAUCAGAUAUUAAACAUACGGGUAUCUCUAGACUAAGAAAUAAAAAAAAAUUCUUCUUGUUCAGAAAAAUAAGUAAAUUCUGAUUUUAUGAUGACACAAAGAUUAAGUACGCGUUUGAACGCGCCCGCGGAAACACGCGUCGUGUAUUUGCGGCCUUACCUAUUUACUUGGCCACCUAUUUACUCCGAAGCAGGCUUUAGUAUGAAUCUUUAGUGUCACAAUUUUAUCGAUUUUCCGUAAAUGGAGUCAAAUUGAUCUAAUGAAAUAAAUUCCUUGUUACAACCGUCACAUUGCUUUUAGACGACUGAUAAAAUUUUCAGCAAACUUCGGAGAAACUUUCGUUUUGUUGUCAAUCCGUUCUGGUUUUAGAACGAAAGUAUGACUAACUUCGUUCAUGAUGUCAUUAAACGCGUGCACCGCGUUUUUGUGAAAAAAAAACCACAAAGCCACUGCAAUGACGAUCCACCUUUUUAUUGUUCUAAAACAGAUACUUUUUAGAACAAAGAUUUCGCUGAAAAUUUGUCGCGGAUCGUCUAAUGUUUCGGUAUUUCGCUUUUUGGUUUUUAACAAUUAAAAGUUUUCGUAUAUAUAUUUUUUUUUUUGAAAGUCCGCUAUUUAAGAGAAUCGGAAUGCUCAACACAAGCGGCAAAUUCGCUUGCAAUGGAGCUGUACCCGUUCGCCAAGGAAUGUACACCCGCAAUUGGGAACACCUUUUUAGUACAACCAUGACAAUUUGAUGCUUGGGAAUUGUGUUCAAACAAAACAAAUCACCUUGCAAGGGUGCGUUCCGUUAUGAAAAUGUGCUUUUACAACGUAGCAAUCCUGCUUGCUAUAUGGACGCACGUUAAUUAAACGCAUCAAAACAGUAAGUUGUAUAUAUUUCUUUCGUUGAUUUCAUUAAAUUGUGCAAAUGUCAUCUCUUUUAGUAACAAUGUACAACAACCGUUCCUGUCCGCACACACCGGCACCGCGGAAAGCCGGGCCACGGUUUCCCAUGUCGGCGGCAAUACUAGAAACUCCCUCCAUAAUGAGCUCGUUUCGAGAGCUGGAACAACCGAACGGUGCAGCAAAUGCAUCCCAUCCACCUGCUCCAAAGCAGUUCAUCAUGUCGUAUUCAUCAAAUGCGCCGAAUGGCAGAAACGGAUGUGUAGAGAAAGCAACCGUUAAUCAGCAAAGACAUGAUUUGAACGCUACACAAUCAUUAAACGGUUCCUUUCUGGAUUGCAGCUUUAGUUCUAGCUUCACCACAUCGAUGACGACACAGAACAGGAAAGUUCCUUUAGCUAACUCAAGCACCAACAAUCUUAAAACAAACACUACACUCAAGGGAUGGUCGUCCUCAUCAAAACCAACAGUGGGAUUACAAAACUUGCAUCGUUCGAGUGCAUCUUCCGGUGGAGGUUCAAACGUCACCUGUCCUUCCUACACCGGAACCACGUUCGGGCAUGAAAAACGAAAGCAUCCUGCAGAACAUAGCGCUUCAAAAUACAGUAAAACUACGGCUGCAAACUUCCCAAAAGGAUCGUCAACCUUGACAGCAGCUACCGGUGACGUUUCCGCCGGUACGCAGCAGCAGAACCUCAAACCAGCUUCCCUGCGCAUCCUUUCCGGUACGAUCGAGCACCUGCAGAAAGCGAUCCGUGAACAGGGCAGACAGGUUCCGUUGCUACUGGAAACCGUUGCUAACGUGAUUAGCAUCAAACCCGGCACGAAAGUGAAGGAGAAGAUUAUCCUGCUGCGGCACCGAAACCAAGGCCCGGUAAUGCAGGGCGUGUUCUACGAGAUCGACCAUGAUUUACCGCCGCUGGCACCGGGCGAUCUGGUACGCUGUGUCGGACGGCUUCAACCCGUGGGAAGCCGGUUGCAGAUACUGAAAAUAAACCGUACCACGGAAGCGUACGGUCGGGCGAUUAUGCGCCUGCAGACGGUCAGCGCAUUCACUGCGAAGGUGAGACGAUAAAAAUUGGUUUUCC
Messenger RNA from Anopheles coluzzii, 6299 nucleotides. RefSeq lists its product as uncharacterized. The record is from RefSeq and is a predicted model, not a curated record. The transcript has 2 exons. The coding region runs from base 5237 to 6286 and encodes 349 amino acids. Lineage: Eukaryota; Metazoa; Arthropoda; Insecta; Diptera; Culicidae.